AUGGUCGAGCUCAACGGUCUCCUGGCAGAACCGACUCCGAGCCAAAUCGCUGACUGCCGUGUGAUCCUUCCGCCAUCUCUUCCUCCAUCGUUCCUGGAUGUCAUUGAGGAGGCAGCGGAUUGGGCGCUCUCCCAUCCGCCCAACCCCAUCUCCAAGCGCGAAGUGCCCAAGACCAACAGGUUCAUGGUGGCGGCGGGUGGCUUGGAGCAGGGCCUCAACACGGCGGUGAACGCCGCACCUCUGAUGAUCGCCCCACGGGCCAUCAUCAAAUGUUUCGAAGCAGCUUGCUCCCACAAGAGCUUUCGAGAGGGCUUGGCGGUGGAGAUGGAGCAAUUCACCAACCUCGUCUUCUCCGUGGAAUCUGCGGCCCUGCGUCAUCUCUUCCUCGCCGAGCGCUUGGCGCAGAAGGUGCCAGGGAUCGAUGAGAAGCCUGCGCCACUGAAGAAGAUCGGCAUUUUGGGCGCCGGCUUGAUGGGUGCCUCGGUGUCGAUCGCCAUGUGCUUUGUACAGAAGGGCGUGCCAGUGGUGCUGAAGGACGCCAAGCAGGAGUGGUUGGAUGCCGGCAUGAAGAAGAUCGAGUCCCUUUGGGGCGGACAGGCCAAGAGGGGUGGUUUGAGCAAGGAUAAGUUCAAGCAGUACAUGAGCAGCUUGGCAUUGGAUGAGGACUAUGCGGACUUCAAAGAUGUCGACAUGGUCAUCGAAGCGGUCCCAGAGAUCAUGGAGCUCAAGAAGGAGGCGACAGCGAUCGACCGGCCUCCACCGGCUGGCGCACGACCGGCCUCUCGAGCGGAUGACAUCGCAUGCGUGCUGAAGGCAGCAGCGUUUGUCUUGGGAGUGGGGAAGCUGGGGGGAAAGAUCACCAGGGAUUUGGCAGAACAGGAUAGGAUGGUUUGGGAGGAAGGCGCGACCGUGGAACAGAUCGACAAGGCGGCCACGACGUUCGGAAUGGCCAUGGGCCCCAUGGCUUUGGGUGACCUGGUGGGCCAGGAGCUCUUCUGGAAGCAGCGCAAGGCUGCAGGUGACAUGAACAAGCAGACAAAGACCUACUUCGGCCCCUAUGAGCUCACCGACUGGCUGUGCGAGCAGGGACGCUUCGGCAUGAAGACCCCAGACCCGAAAAUCAAGGCGCCGCCCUGCGAGACUCGGUUGGUGACAGAUGUUGGAAAUGCUUGCAAUCUCUUUUUGGGCCUGUGA
Molecule: messenger RNA, 1194 nt
Organism: Durusdinium trenchii
Lineage: Eukaryota; Dinophyceae; Suessiales; Symbiodiniaceae
Source: the annotation of a GenBank genome assembly